Molecule: messenger RNA, 414 nt
Organism: Acanthisitta chloris (rifleman)
Lineage: Eukaryota; Metazoa; Chordata; Aves; Passeriformes; Acanthisittidae
Product: striated muscle-specific serine/threonine-protein kinase-like
Exons: 3
Source: RefSeq, a predicted model, not a curated record
CCCCCGCCGUGGAGCGGCAUGGGAACUUGCCCCCCCCCCUCGGCCAGGCCAGCCCCAUCACCUCGGACGAGGAGUACCUGAGCCCUCUGGAAGAGUUCCCCGAGUCUGGCACCCCCCAGCACCGACCGGCCAUGAAGCUGCAGAUAUCCCUGUCAGACCAGUCGGUGCUGGAGGGGCAGGAUGUCAGCAUGAGUGUCCGUGUCCAUGGGGAGCCCAAACCCAUCAUUUACUGGCUGAGGAACCGGCAGCCAGUGAAGUACAGCCGUCGGCACCAUGUAGAGGAGGCAGAGGGAGUGCGAGGGCUCUUCACACUGCACAUCCUGGCGGCAGAGCACACUGACACCGGCUUCUACACCUGCAAGGCAGUCAACGAGUAUGGCACCAAACAGUGUGAGGCCAAGCUGGAGGUCAGAG